Molecule: messenger RNA, 1920 nt
Organism: Nezara viridula (southern green stink bug)
Lineage: Eukaryota; Metazoa; Arthropoda; Insecta; Hemiptera; Pentatomidae
Source: the annotation of a GenBank genome assembly
AUGCAAAUCAAGUUUUAUCAAUUGUUUUUCUUUGUGAUAUGUCAACUUUAUGAAGUCGGGCACAGCUUUGCCGUACAGGAUAAUGAAUCUUUUCUUUCAGAUAGACCUAAAACUCAAGAAUCGAGUUCUGAAUUUGUUUUGAUGACCCAGGAUAAAGUGGAAUUAGAAAGACUUUGCACGGAAAGAUCUUCUAAAACAGAUUGCAGUCAGAUCAUUAAAAAUAUUGAUGAGAAGAAAGGAAACCCUGGAAUUUUCAUGCGAACAAUCAAUGUAUUUACUAAUAUAUGUUACUCUGAUAUUACGUAUGAUCUAUUUGGAGACCUUAUACCUUUGAAAAGAAUUAAACGUAAUUCAAAACCACAAAUCAUUUAUAAAAAAAAGAAAAGUGUGAAAGCAUGUUCCGAAGAUCCCGUUCUUAAAAAUAUAUCAUACAUAAACAUCAAUACGAGUCCAACAAAACUUAAAUUGAAACAUACGAGCUUACCUGACGAAACAAACAAGAACAGGUUGAAUUACGACAUUCAAGAAUCUACGUUCGAAAAACAUGAAUUAACUCUUAAUUCGCUUAACAACAAAAUAGAUAUUGCUAACCCAGAAAGUGUUGAUUCUAAAACUCGAAAAGAAACUAAUGAAGAUGUAAUCGUUAAUAAUGUUGCUGUUCCUGAAAAAUGUAUCAUUGUAUUAGGAAAUGAAAACACUUCGAUUACUAGAAAAGAAGAAUGUGCGACUUAUUCACAAAAGGACAGUAAUAGGCCAAACUAUCUUCACAGGAACCCUGACUUGAAAUUGAAAAAAAAGGGCUUCAUCUAUGAAUCUUCAGAAAAAGCUCAUGAAGGAAUCACGGACACGGAUGUACCACUUAAGGAAGAAGGUACAACUUGUUCUCAGAAUGUCUGCAGUAGGCAGAAACAUCUUAAGAAUAAUCCUGACUUGGAGUUCGAAAAAAAGGGUUUCGUCCAAGAAUCUUCUCAUGAAGCAAUGAAUAUUGCCAAUGUUUUAGGAUUAGAUGCGUCUGUUACCAAAGAAGUGGAUGGAACAACCUGUUCAAAGAAUGUCUUCUGCGUCUGUUCAAAAUUGUCUAAAUUACAAAAAAAAAAUCAGUAUGAAGAAGAAGAACAAACGUUCAACUACGGUUCGAAAAAAAUGAAUAAUGAUUAUGUUGAAGAAAAAACUUGGCAAAGUGAGUAUUAUAUGAAUAUACUUGUCGAAAACUUUGAAGGGAUCAGAUAUGUGUUGCUUGAACGCCAAAAACAGUUGAAUAAGGAACCAAUGACUUAUUAUAAUUUACUAAAAAAUAUUUCCUCGCUGAUUGAGAAGAUAGAUCUUUUGAAAAAUAAAAUAGAAACGCUGAAUAUAAGCCUGAUUGAAAAUAAUAUUUUGACUCCUGACGAAGAAGCAUUGAUUACGGGAUCGAAGUUAAAAAUAAAUGAAGUUGACAUAAAUAAUAACAAGGAGGAGGAGAGCUCUAUGAAAUUCGAAUAUAGAUAUAUGAGUGAUGGAAAUAAGAAAUUUGUCUUUUCAAGUGCUUGGAGUCAGUGUGUUGUCUGCAUCACAGUCGCUAACAAAUUACAAGAAGCCUUCAAUGCCAUUCUCAAUAAUUUGGAUUUUAAAGACAUUCCACCUACUUAUUUAAACUUGGGAGAUGACUGGUGCUUCAAUUUUUCUUUAAGUUCUUCUUUUCCGACAACAAAUGAAUUCCAACACAACUGGUCUAAUUUACUCAAUGAGGAAGAAAUGGAUAUAGAAUACCAGCUUGAUUUCGAAAAUGAAUUCACUAAAAAAUGUGAUCUUUAUCGAUCUCUAAUCUCAGAUGAACACCUUUACCGUCAUUGGCUUCGUAAUAAUAAUGAUAUGGUGAAAACGAUUUUUUUCAGUGACUACACUAUCGAAUUUAAAUCUUGCUCUCCUUUUGUGUUAUGA